UAAAAGAGCAUUGUUAUUUUUUUUGUUUUUUGUUCGCGCUACCCAUUUGCUGAUUUUUGUUUUUGAAUUUCAAUUUUUUUGAAAGUUUAUUUUUUUUAAAACAACGAAAAUGUCAAUCGGUGUACCAAUUAAAGUAUUACAUGAAGCUGAAGGUCAUAUUAUUACAUGUGAAACAAUUAUGGGUGAAGUUUAUCGUGGAAAAUUAGUUGAAGCCGAAGAUAAUAUGAAUUGUCAGAUGUCAAACAUAACCGUCACAUAUCGUGAUGGUCGUGUUGCACAAUUGGAAAAUGUUUUUAUUCGUGGUUCGAAAAUUCGUUUUCUAAUAUUGCCGGAUAUGUUAAAGAAUGCACCAAUGUUUAAGAAAAUGGUCAAAGGUGGUUCCACAGCUAAUCGUGGAAAAUCGGCUAUAUUACGUGCACAAGUGGCACGUGGUCGUGGUCGUGGUACGGUUAAUCGAGCACCAAUCAUCCCAAGACGUUAAUCGUUCAUUAUCGAAUCAUCAUCAAAAUAAUCCAUUUUUUCAAGUAAAUUUCAUCAUAAAAUGAUUUUUUUUGUAUCAAUUUUUUUCGUGGUAAAAACACAAACAA
Dermatophagoides pteronyssinus (European house dust mite) is the source of this 587-nucleotide messenger RNA. RefSeq names its product small ribonucleoprotein particle protein SmD3 (gene SmD3). Lineage: Eukaryota; Metazoa; Arthropoda; Arachnida; Sarcoptiformes; Pyroglyphidae. Gene Ontology annotation, biological process: RNA processing; spliceosomal snRNP assembly. The record is from RefSeq and is a predicted model, not a curated record. Gene Ontology annotation, cellular component: spliceosomal complex. Gene Ontology annotation, molecular function: RNA binding.